GGAAUCUUCUUCCAAUGCAGACACUUGGUUCUUACAAGAGAUGUCUGCGAUGGUUUUUUUUCUGUUCCUGGGUCGAUCCACAAAUUGCCCACUUUCCUUCAGGCUGCUUUAUCAGCUCCACUGGUGGAGAUGAAGAUGUGCGAUAGCGAGCCAUAAACUAUCAUGGAGAUACAUCGAAUUACCGCCUUUUUAUCUCCUUAUCUGGUGCCAUUAAAAAGCCCCUCAACUCGCAUUACACACUGAAUUCAUGCCCAGUCGUCCGGAGUGAUCAGUGUCGUGACUUCUGAUCUGAAAACAGGGUCACAUACCCCCCGUAUUAAGUGCUUUAGUGCGUUUCCUUGGUGCGGGCUAUUAAAGAAAGAUUUAAAGGCGGAAGUUUUAGGAUAUUAAUAAAAAUGGUUUUGACACCGGCAAAGAAAAAAUGGCUGAUCUUCGGUGGGGGUGCUCUUGUGCUCGUGGUAGCUCUUGCAAUUGCCCUACCCCUGACAGUUGGGAAGAGUGUCAGCAAUAGCAGUGCGUCGGACACCUUCCGUGGUAGCAGUGUACUGGAUGAGGUUCCCCUAAUUGAUGGUCACAACGACCUGCCGCACAAUCUCUACUCCAUUGAGAACAAUCAACUGGCAAAUUUCAAUUUUGACUCUGAUCUACGACUUCAUCCCAUUUGGGGAACUCGGUCGUCAAGUCACACGGAUUUGCCACGGCUGCGUACAGGGAAGGUCGGUGGGCAGUUUUGGGUGGCCUACGUAAGCUGUGGGACACAGCACAAAGAUGCCGUUGAAAGGACAAUGGCGCAAAUUGAUGUGAUUAAGAGACUGAUCAAGAAGUACCCCAAUGAUCUGCAAUACGCUACAACAGCAGACGAAAUUGAAGAAGCCUUCAAGGUGGGAAAAAUUGCCAGUCUUAUUGUUGUUGAGGGUGGACAUUCCAUUGAUGAUCGCCUUUCCGUACUGAGGCUGUACUACGAGUUGGGGGUUCGCUACAUGACCCUCACGCACAGCUGCAACCAACCCUGGGCUGAUGCUUCACCCAUUGACGAUACCACAAAUGAGAAGCGCAACCUCACUGAGUUUGGUGUUCACGUUGUGUGGGAGAUGAACCGACUGGGCAUGAUGGUGGACAUCUCCCACGUUAGUGCUGGUGUGAUGCAUCACGUUCUCGAUGUUACACGCGCUCCCGUAAUCUUCAGCCAUACCUCAGCUUACGCCAUGUUUGCACACAACCGGAACGCCAAGGAUGACGUCCUGCUGAGACUUCGUGAGAACGGUGGCAUUUGCAUGGUUAACUUCUAUUCCUUCUACGUUGGUGGUGCCGAUGCCACCAUUGAUGAUGUCAUCAGGCACAUCAAUCACAUUAAAGAUGUUGCCGGGGUGGAUUACGUCGGCAUCGGUGGGGACUACGACGGUGUAUCGAGACAACCCAUUGGCCUGGAAGAUGUUUCCAAAUAUCCAGAUUUGUUUGACAAACUAGCCCAAUCUGGACAUGGUUACGAACCAUGGACACCGGAGGAGCUGAAGAAGCUUGCUGGAUUGAAUUUACUUCGUGUUAUGCGACAAAUAGAGCAAGUUGCUGCUGGUUUAGCCAGCGAGGAGCCCUACGAAACAAAUAUUCCUGAUGCGGAAAUCUAUGACUUUGAACCAGAUCAGAGCUGCAAAACUGACUACACCUACUCACCAUCUAAUCAAAUGUUUGGUGAAAUAUGAAGAAAUAAAAGUAUUUUAGUUCAUUGUUAAUUUUCAAUGGA
This is a messenger RNA of Lutzomyia longipalpis, 1741 nucleotides long. Its product is annotated as dipeptidase 1-like. Gene Ontology annotation, biological process: proteolysis. The record is from RefSeq and is a predicted model, not a curated record. Bases 396 to 1700 code for a protein of 434 amino acids. NCBI's taxonomy places the organism in Eukaryota, Metazoa, Arthropoda, Insecta, Diptera, Psychodidae. Gene Ontology annotation, molecular function: metallodipeptidase activity. The transcript has 4 exons.